UCCGGAUCUGAGCCUCCCGCAGAGGAGUGCCGAAUGACGCCACGGCACGCUGGCUGUGAUGCCUCUGAGAUGCACAGGAUACUCAUUCAAUCAGCAUUUAGUAAGCAUCUACUUCGUGCCACACACCUAGUUCGCAAAUAUGUAAAAGCACCAGUCCUCAUUCCUCAUUGCAAGAAGCACUGUAGAAGAGGAAUUACAGCCAAAUACUUAAAAGCGGAGGCGGGGAGGUGCCUUGCACAAAAAAAAAAAAAAAAAGGAGGGGCGAAUUUUAGUGUUCGGUUGUCAGGAAAGUCAUGGAAAACGAUGGGCUGUUCAACAAACGGAAAGAGGAGAGGCCACUUAAAUAUUUAUUAG
Messenger RNA from Sapajus apella (tufted capuchin), 354 nucleotides. RefSeq names its product HERV-H LTR-associating 3 (gene ANKRD13C-DT). The transcript has a single exon. NCBI's taxonomy places the organism in Eukaryota, Metazoa, Chordata, Mammalia, Primates, Cebidae. The record is from RefSeq and is a predicted model, not a curated record. The annotation marks the transcript as partial.